Messenger RNA from Aspergillus sclerotioniger CBS 115572, 1726 nucleotides. RefSeq names its product AP-2 complex subunit mu. The coding region runs from base 78 to 1400 and encodes 440 amino acids. Gene Ontology annotation, biological process: intracellular protein transport; clathrin-dependent endocytosis. Gene Ontology annotation, molecular function: clathrin-cargo adaptor activity. The transcript has 3 exons. The record is from RefSeq and is a predicted model, not a curated record. Gene Ontology annotation, cellular component: AP-2 adaptor complex; cytoplasmic vesicle. Lineage: Eukaryota; Fungi; Ascomycota; Eurotiomycetes; Eurotiales; Aspergillaceae.
CCUCAUUCCUUCAUUCCCCCUUUUCCCCUCUCUGCCUCCUCCUCCUCCCUCUCUGCUCCUCUGCACCCCCCAUCAUCAUGCUCUCCGGCAUUCUCAUCUUCAAUCAAAAGGGCGAGAACCUGAUUUUCCGCGCCUUCCGCAGCGACUGUCGCCCGCGCCUCGCCGACAUCUUCCGCAUCCAGGUCAUCUCCAACCCCCAGGUCCGCUCGCCCAUCUUGACCCUGGGAUCCACGACCUUCAGCCAUGUCAAACACGAGAACAUCUACCUGGUCGCCGUGACCAAGAGCAACGCCAAUGCCGCCCUCGUAUUCGAGUUCCUCUACCGCCUCGUCAUGCUGGGGAAGAGCUACUUCGGGAAGCUCGACGAGGAGGCCGUGAAGAACAACUUUGUCCUGAUCUACGAAUUGCUAGAUGAAAUCCUCGACUUUGGCUACCCCCAAAACACCGAGACCGACACCCUGAAAAUGUACAUCACCACCGAAGGCGUCAAAUCCGCCAUUGCCAACUCCGCUACCGACUCCAGCCGCAUCACCAUGCAAGCCACUGGCGCACUCUCCUGGCGCCGUUCCGACGUCAAAUACCGCAAGAAUGAAGCCUUCGUCGACGUGAUUGAAGACGUGAACCUUCUCAUGUCCGCAACGGGCACUGUCCUCCGCGCCGACGUCAACGGUCAGAUCGUCAUGCGAGCCUACCUGUCCGGCACCCCCGAGUGCAAAUUCGGCCUCAACGAUCGCUUGCUCCUCGACACCGAUGCCGCCGGCUCCUCUACCCCCGGCAACCGCGACGGCACCAUGAAGGCCACCCGCGCUGCCGCAGGCUCCGUCACCCUCGAAGACUGUCAGUUCCAUCAGUGCGUCAAGCUGGGUCGCUUCGACGCGGAUCGUAUCAUCUCCUUCGUGCCGCCAGAUGGCGAGUUCGAACUCAUGCGCUACCGAGCCACCGAGAACGUCAACCUCCCCUUCAAGGUCCAUCCGAUCGUUCGGGAAGUCGGCACAACCAAGGUGGAGUACAGCGUUGCCAUAAAGGCCAACUACAGCUCGAAACUCUUUGCGACAAACGUGGUGAUUCGCAUUCCGACACCGCUGAACACAGCCAAGACCACCGAACGCACCAGUCAGGGUCGGGCGAAGUACGAGCCCGAACAUAAUAAUAUCGUCUGGAAAAUCGCGAGGUUCUCUGGUGGAAGCGAGUACGUGCUGACGGCGGAGGCAACAUUGACGAGCAUGACACAUCAGAAAGCGUGGAGUCGGCCGCCGCUCAGCCUGUCGUUUAGUCUGCUCAUGUUCACCAGUAGUGGGUUACUGGUGCGGUAUCUGAAGGUGUUUGAGAAAAGCAACUACAGCAGUGUGAAGUGGGUGCGGUACAUGACUCGCGCGGGUAGUUAUGAAAUCCGAUUCUAGUCUACUUGUUACUGCAGGCAGGGAGGGGCAGAGGCAAGGUAUGGUAGGGUAGCCGGUGGUUUGACAUCCCGAUUGCAUACCCGAUCGAAACUUGCUAUUCGUUACCGACGUUGAGCUUGGUGUUCUGGCGUUGACGUUUUCAUAUUGGGUGUAUCUCUCUCAUACUCGUUUCCUGUUAGUGCACAUAGGGCUGAUGCAUGCAUUGCAUAACUGGGUUGGUCUGGCUGUUGCGGAUGGAUAAAUGGAUUGACGUUUAGAGGUAUAGUUAACAACUGCCUAGUAUAUAGAUUACUAUUAGCUUCUUCCUAUCGUCUGUGAUAAACCCC